This is a messenger RNA of Austrofundulus limnaeus, 3433 nucleotides long. RefSeq names its product protein phosphatase, Mg2+/Mn2+ dependent 1Kb (gene ppm1kb). The transcript is spliced from 7 exons. The coding region runs from base 185 to 1327 and encodes 380 amino acids. Gene Ontology annotation, biological process: protein dephosphorylation. Gene Ontology annotation, molecular function: cation binding; protein serine/threonine phosphatase activity. NCBI's taxonomy places the organism in Eukaryota, Metazoa, Chordata, Actinopteri, Cyprinodontiformes, Rivulidae. The record is from RefSeq and is a predicted model, not a curated record.
UUACGGAGUCGGAUUUCAGACGCGGAGACGAGGGCGGUGGUUUUCAUUCAGUUCUUCGGAAGUCACUGUUUGAGAGGUCGGGAAAGGAUUUCAGACCAAUUCUAAGGUUUAAAUAUACAAGUGUUUGGGCAGCACAUCGCUCUGCCUCUACGAGUCCAUCCCCUGUGGUUGUUCUGUUGAGGGGAUGUCAGCAGCCUGUCUCGUGCGCCUGGUGAGGUGCAGUGGCCCUCAUGUGGGAUUGUUACAGAAGAGUCUUGUUCCACUGCCUUUUCAGCACGACCGCUACAAGAAAGAGUUCCCAACCUUCUGCAGACAACUUAAUGGACCCUCAGGAAUACGAUACAGCAACACACGCUUUGACCCAGAUAGCAGCGGCCGCCUCACUACAUGGGAUUCAUUCGGCAUCUGGGAUGAUCGUAUCGACGAGCCCAUCCUGCUUCCUCCCAGCAUUCGUUAUGGCAAGCCUAUUCCUAAAGUCAGCUUAUCAAAGGUAGGCUGUGCUUCCCUUAUUGGUCAGCGCAAGGAGAAUGAAGACCGCUUCCAGGUCUCCCAAAUGACUGACAACAUCCUCUACUUUGCUGUGUUUGACGGACAUGGCGGACCAGAAGCUGCUGAUUUCUGCGAAAAAUACAUGGAGAAGUUUAUCAAGGACUAUGCGGCAGACGAAGACAACCUGGAAAAAGUUUUAACAAAAGCUUUCCUUGAAGUAGACAAAGCUUUUGCCAGACACUUACACUUCUGUCCAAAUGGACCGGAGAUAAAUGCAGGAACCACCGCCACUGUGGCCCUGCUGAGGGACGGCAUCGAGUUGGUGGUUGCCAGCGUGGGGGACAGCCGUGCCAUGCUGUGCCGCAAGAGCAAGGCCCUUAAACUCACCGUCGACCACACUCCUGAGAGGAAGGAUGAGAAGGAGAGGGUAAAGAAAAGUGGAGGCUUUAUCACCUGGAACAGUCUGGGACAGCCCAAUGUCAACGGGAGGUUGGCGAUGACGCGCAGCAUUGGCGACUUUGACCUGAAGAAGACUGGAGUCAUUGCUGAGCCUGAGACCAAAAAAAUAACGUUGCACCAUGUCCAUGACUCCUUCCUGGCUCUGACUACUGACGGAAUUAACUUUAUUAUGAAUAGUCAGGAGAUCUGCAAUGUUAUCAACCAGUGCCAUGACCCCAGAGAGGCAGCUCAGAGAAUAUCUGACCAGGCUCUUCAUUAUGGUACUGAGGACAACAGCACAAUCAUCGUGGUGCCAUUUGGUGCUUGGGGAAAACACAAGAGUUCGGACACAAGUUUCUCCUUCAGCAGAAGUUUUGUGUCAAGUGGCCGCUGGGCCUAGUCAGCAGGUCACUGGAAUAAAAAGAUCAGGUCUGUGGACUCAAUCAUAACAUGUGCAAUACAGUAUGUGCCCUUAAAUUAACAUAAAGAUGGCAGUUUGCUCAUACAUUGAUACCUACUGGGUAUAACAUGUUACUUAGAGCAGCUUCUGUGAAGUAGGAGGCAGUAAAAUCAUAAUGUGCACUAAACUGAGACAACAAUAUCUUCCUGAUGUAAGCUUUUCAUGUCAGCAACUUGCAGCUCAUAGGUGCUAAAAGCUGACAAGUAUUUAAAGAAGACAGGUUUGUUUAGCUAAUUACUGUACCUAUAUUUGAAAUGUUUUACUCCCAAAGUAAAACUAGCUUGGACAAGUUGCAUUUAAAGAAAAAUGUUAAAUAGUUUUUGUAUUUCUCCACCAAUUUUAAGUCUAAAGGUUUUACGUUUGGCCAUAUUGUCACAGUGACUACCUGCUUAAAAUAUAGGGAAAAAAAACAGCACUUAAAUUGAAAUGCUUGAUAAUCAUUGGAGAGAAUUCAAAAUCAUUUUUAAGCACAUAAAUGAGUAAAUUAUCUAUCAGGGGCAUAGCAUUUGUUCUUAAAAUGAUCAAAAGCACUUACAGGAGUGUGAGAGGGAAUUUUGCAAAACUACAUUGAUCUUUAAACAACCGCUCACCCACCUCAGAUCAAUAAGGGAUUAGACUAAAAAGAAAUUAAGCAAAAGCCUGCAAUUUGCCAUUGACUCACUUUGUUUUAGAGCUACCACACAAGACAUGCAUAUUUAAAAUGUGCUCAGUUAUUUAAAAAAAGAAAGCUAUAGCAGUUUACGGGGCUUAAUUUGUUAAAUAAAAUUCUACUUAAACAUCUGUUUGUGGCCCAGAAUAUUAUUCAUAUGGGAUUAAGAAUCAGAGUUCUCUCUUAACAGAGGAGAUUACUUUACUACUUCACGUUGCUUUGCAGAUAUCCUGGUAUGUCUAAAUUAUUUUUAAGCCACGAGAACAGCAUAAUUAUUAGGUAAUGUUUUAUAAAAAAGUCCCUGACAGAUUUUAAGACUUUAUAUUAGUUUCAAAGUGUCAAAAAAUCCAGUGUUUAUAAACAUAUCUGCCUGAGUUUCCACCUAAACAAUACUACAUACUAUUUUUUUGUGUGUGUUCAGAUAAUUUACCAAACCACCACUGAAAGACGGCUGCCCAUUUCUACAAUCCUGGGAGAAUUUAGUCAGGUUUUCAGUGCUUUGGAGUAUCUCUAAAUGUUUUUAUUAUAAUCACAUUUCAAAGACUGAAACAUCUUUUUUUUCCUUCCAAUUUAAACACUGCUUUUGGUUGUGUAUCAAUACCUGAUCUAAAAUGCUUUUUGCUGAGGCACAAACAAAUGUUCAGGGUACAGAAAUGUAUUGUGUAAGUUUUUGUAAAUAGAUGUAUUUAUGUAUUUGUGUUAUACUGACAGUUAUGUAUAUUUGUUUAAUAUCUAUCCAUGAUCCCACAUAUCUGAAUGUUUGACACACGCAGUUUAGGCGCUUGUGUUGUACAAAGCUGCAUUAUUAUUAUUUUUUCUUGUAAGUCAAAUUUAUUCUGGAAUUAUUUCUACCUUGUUGUAUUUCUUGGGAAGAACAAAGCACUCAAUGCAACUCUAAAUCUCUGCCAAGAGCCAUGUAUGACAGUGUGAAUAUUUGCUUAAGAAAACAAUCUGAAUUUGUACAGGCAUCUGUAAUUAAGAUGGAACUUGGCCGACUUAUUGUGAGUUGACACGUUAAAGACGGACUGUCUAGUUCUUGUUCAGUUUGUAUUAUUCUUUGUGUUUAGUAUUAAGCAAAUGCAUCGCUUCAUAUUUAUCAGCAUUGUUUUGUCCUGGACAGCUGCAAACAUGUUGUGUAACAAUCCUAAAUCUCACCUGUAAAUAAGACUGACUCAUCUGAUGAGCCUGUGAUUUGCUAUCAUUAUAAGGACUUUUGUCUUUUACCCUAACAGAGCUUACUACCACAACCUAAAGGUAUCUGUCACUCAGCGUUCAAGUACUUGUACCUGGUUUUAAUGCUGUGCAAAUAUUCUCUCUGCAGCUGUAGAUGUGACUCAACGCUGUUAGUACUGUGAUUAUAUAUAUAUAUGUAUACAUAAAUAUUUUAUUUGUAUUAA